Molecule: messenger RNA, 6348 nt
Organism: Drosophila subobscura
Lineage: Eukaryota; Metazoa; Arthropoda; Insecta; Diptera; Drosophilidae
Exons: 8
Coding region: 54-6026 (1990 amino acids)
Molecular function (GO): calcium ion binding
Source: RefSeq, a predicted model, not a curated record
AAUAGAUAACUUUUAUUCAUUCUCGCGUUUAGACGCCCGAUCUAGUUAUAGGAAUGCUACCAAUUACUUAUCACUUUUUAAACACACUUGCAAAGGAUAAGACGCAGCAGAUGCCAAUAGUAAUCACAUCUAAGACUACCUCUUUAAAUCCAAUCAGUGGACCACAUAAUUACACUCAUUUUCUGCAUCCAUCAGAUGAUGCUAUGCCUCCCCAAAAUACAAACACUUAUAUCAGUGAAAACUUCUUAACGAAAGUAGUGAAAGAUGAACUGAAAAAGUUAAAUACUGUCACCAGUAAAGAUAUUUUAACUCAAGUAGCUAUUACAGAGCCUAUGACAACAUCCAUACCCAUAGUACCGACAUUUUCUAAAAUAAAGAUCAAAAGUAAUAAUAAGAAAACUGGGAUGUUUCUGAACGAAGACUUGAACACAGAUUUCUCAACUGAAUUGAUAUGUCAAGAAGAACAGAGCGCUGUACACAUAUUUGCCACAAAAACUUUCUUUACAACGUUAACUUUUUACACCACUUUUUUAAAUAACAGCAUAAGUGGAAUUAGUUUCCAUGAUCCGAUUCCAAAACCCAUGACUGUGUAUGAAAAUAAAAAUCGCACAGAUCUUAUUGAACAGCACGAGUACACGAAUGCCAAGUAUGACUAUAAAACUCAAGUGAUAGAAAACAUCAUCACUAACACAGUGGCUAGUUCUUUGCUCAGGCCAGAGCUAGUCUCCAUGUUUAGCACAGAACUCAUGCGGAAAAAGGGAAAAAAUGAUCGCAAUGUUAUUGUGACAAUGGCCACUUUGUUAGAUGGCCAAACUAUGCAAGUAACCGCCAUGAAAACAGUGACCAAAUUGGAUACAAGUCAGAAAUAUGUUUUAGAAGACAUUCAACCAACAGUGAAUUUACACACAAAUCACGGACAAAAAACUAAAGCUAUCUCAACAGAAAAAUCUUAUACAAUUAAUAAAAUCUCAGUAAAAUCAACUGAAAGCAUACAGACGUCUCCUCAAACUGACGAGGAUCUUAGCUUAUCGGAAUCUGAAAAUCUUGAUGUCUAUCCAGAGCCCUAUAUAGAAACCAAUCCAUUGGGGCAGACUGCAUUAGUCAAAUUACCAGUAUCUUCGACAGUCUCGCAAAUUAUUGGACCAUUGACUUUAGAACAAUUUAGGCCAAUGCUUAAUGUUAUGGCAGACCUAAUUAAGAAAAAUAUUGCAAAUCGGCAUGGCUCAGAACACAUGCGUCAAACUUAUAAAGAAGGAAAUCUUAAAAAUAGUGUAGCAACAACGAAUGUAAAUCAUAUGUCAAUUAGGACUGUCGAGAGACCAGUCUAUAUACCUCUGCAAGAAACUGGAAAAUACGAUUUCUUAAGCUGGCAUUCUUAUGAUGGCAUUAAUAAUAAGAACGGGUCGGUUGAUAUUAAUGCGGUCAGUAAAUCAAAUAUAAAAAGUAUACGUAAGCACAAUUCCAACCACCAAGCCGUAAAGAAUGUUUCGUUUCCUCGACAAGCAGAAAAUUCGAAGAAAACUUAUGGAAGCUCUUUGCUCAGGACAGGUAUUCCUAUAAGUCCGGGUGAAGUUAUAACGGCCAACGCUGAUGUUAUAAUUGGAAGACCUAGCAUGAACGUUUCUCUAAAGGAUACUGCUAUUCGACACAACUUGCUCGAAAUGAGAAAUAACUUAUCUGUUCCUAAGUUUUAUCGUCAAUUAAUCCGUUCGAAAACUAUAUACCCCAGUGUUCCUUUAAUACAUCCCCCUAAGCCUAACCAAGACCAACUAAAGAUGAACCGGGAAACUCUUAACGAUUACGGAAGCAUAUUAAAGCCGCCCCCGCCCAUAAAUAACCAACCAGCGAGUACAUUUUCAAAAAAUGUUUUGCAGUAUCCUAUCUUAUUGCUUGCACCAUCAGGACUAACGCAAAGUCGAAUAAAGUAUCCGCUCUCUAUUCCUUUUGAGAAGAACAAGAACCCGAGUGAUAAUUAUUAUGCUUCACAACAAAUCGCCAGUUUGAAUUCGGAGCUAAACAGUAAUGAGAUCUUAGAGAUAAUGCGAAUACCGGAAAUAUUUAGUACUAGACUGCCGGCCAUCACUAAAUAUUUGGCGAUAUCAAACACCCAUGAUUAUUCUCAAAUUCCACAUUCUCUGAUAUACCCAUUGAACCUGGCUGGAACACCCAGAACGCCGUUAUCUGCUUCUACAUAUUCAGGACAUCAUCAGGUUAAUCUGAGAAAGGAGAUGCUUAGUCAUACAGUCAACAUACUUGCACCUCCACUUACAUUUAAAAAAGAAUCUGAACUGUUUGCUCAUGCAACGGCCAUUAAGGGUCACAUUACACAUUCAUCAAUGCCUCUGAUCAAAAUUCCGGUCAACGAAGCUAAAGUAGAUGUACGAGUGUCUCCCCAAAUUAACGGAAUAGUUCUUGUACAAGACAAGCACGCAAGCGCAGAUUCAAGUGCCAACAAAUUUAAACAACGCAAUCAAAACCUAAGCAACUUUGCAAUUGGGCAACCUACCACUAAAGCAGCCUCAGAAAGCAAAGCGUCCGAAAACGUUUUGGCAAACACCAACACACCUUCAACAACAAAAAAAAAUGAAAUUUCGAUCAAAUAUAAAUCGCUCUUGGGAUUUAAAGACAAAUUGUACUACAAUCAUUCAAAAGCAGCUGAGGGCUUCCGUCAUGGCGACAUUGGUUUCUCCUCUGAACAGGAUCAAAAAGCGGAUUAUUCAAACUAUUCGCUUCAAUCCUACAAACCAUUUUAUGAGAACAAUCCUGAAAACACCUCAAACAUGUGGUUACUUAUGCACCACAGAAAACCAUUUAUAAGUUCUCCUCACAGCCCCACGGUUAUAGAGAGAAGAGAUUCGAACAUGAUUACAAGUGGAACUGAUAAGAUAUUUUUAGCAACAGGAGAUAAUUUUCAUUUGGGAUCUUUACCCAAAUCUGAGUUUUAUUUUGAGCUUGAAAAGUCUAAAAGGACACCUCAAAUCCAGAUUUCAAUCAAUCCUUUUUCUAUUGCCAAGCAAAAAAUUACUGUUUUUGUUGAUGCUAAAAAGACUGUUUUGGAAUAUUCAAGUCAAAGGGCAAAUGUUUAUACCACUUCGACUCCAGAAAAUACUACUGAAAAGUUUCCAGCUACACUUCCGCCCAAGCACGCAAAUUCGCUUGAAAGUUUUUCACCACUGGUGUCGGCAGGAGUACAACAUUUUAACACUCAGCAACUCAGCUCUAACUUAGAAGAGGUACAUUUGCAAAAUAAUCGUUCCGAAUAUAAUUCGUCUGAGCAGCUAAAACAGGAUACAAAGAGACUGGAGCCGUCUGAAAUAGUAUACGACCCUUUUCAAACUAUUUUAAAAAGAACAACUGAAUUAACGAAUGGACUGGAUUCGGAUUCUAUGAAAAAAUCGUUUCUUAAGCCCACGCACCUAAUAUUCAUUGCACCGGAUAAUGUUCCAUUAUUGAAACCUACAACAACAACAAAAAGCCACACACAAGAAUUUCUGGGUGUAGGGGUGCCGUUUCUCUCAAAUACGACUUCAUUGGAUUCAUCGAAGUUUUUGAAAACCUCUCUUAUACCUACUCGUAAGAACACAAUAAGUGUCUAUAAAAGGAGCUCAACUUAUUCGAUAACUAGUAAGAAAGUCCUAGGAAAAUUGUCCCAGCUUACUGACUCUAAAAAGCACUUUCAAUCGAGGCAUCCUGAUCAGGGAAUACAGAUCAGAUCACUAGUUCCUGACAACACACAUAUUAUUAAUGCUACGAAAACUUCCCACCUAUUUUUAUUUAUUGGAACUAAAUCUGAAUCAUCUUUGGGGAUUUUGCCAACCCGAAAGACUUCAAAAGAACCGCAAACAAUACUAGGAAUGUCAAAAAAAAAAAAAAUCGGAGUGCAGUCUGAUAUUUUCGCGCAAAUUUCUCAGAGUGCUUCAAGCUUGCCGCAACUGAAGACUACGUUUUCAAAUCCAGUAAAAAAGAAGCCGUCCCAAAUUUUGAAUGGAUUUAGGCCAGAAACCAUAAAUAUAAGCACUAUUAUUAAAACAAGACCAGAUUUGUAUCAAAGGACUACGACUAAAGAUUCCAUUAACAGUCUAACGCUGUUAGAAACCUCCAAAAGCACGUCUGUUAUAGAACAAAAUCAUUUAAAUAGCUCACUUUUAUUAACUCAUCCAGUCCGGGAUGAGGAAAGAUAUUCAUCAAUCGACUCUGGAACGCAUAUAAGUGGUAUUCUAAUUGAUACACCUUCAAAAACUAAGCAAAUCAAACAAUUAGGAUCGGCCAGCUCCUGCAAUCCAUUUUGCAAAUUAAAAAAAAAUGAAAUAUGUGUUAUUAUGAGCGAUGGAGAUACAUCUGUAAGCCAUUGUGCAUGUCGACCAAGCUUUGGGCGCAUGUUUCCGGACAGACCUUGCAAGCCCACAUAUACCUACGAAAUGCAAAUGGAAACUAUGAGGGUUGGAAACUAUAUCCUCAAGUUCAACGAUGGACUUAAAACUAAUGCAUCAAACGAAUAUCGUCACCUUAGUGGAAUUAUAUUAGACGCCGUCGAUCGCAUGAUAAUGCAGUCGGACUUUCGGGACGUAUAUCACGGUGUACAAUUAAUUAGCAUUACUGCUAGCAAACAAGAAAACAUUUUAAGUACAUUUUUGCUUCAGUUGUCCGAUAACAGCGAUCAAAUGCGACUAUUAACCGUUUUUAAAAAAUAUUUGCGUCAGAGCAACUUUAGUAUUGGAGGCACUGAGUUAUAUACCUCUAAAGAGGGAAUAAAAUCAUUACAAUUCAAAGAUUUCGACGAAUGCCGUCACGAAAAUUUUCACGACUGUUCAAUCAACGCUAGUUGCUUUAACUUGGCUGGAAGUUACACAUGCAGUUGCCUGAAUGGUUAUAUAGAUAUAUCUGAUAACGCUAUUUAUCCGGGUAGAAGAUGCUCAAAUAACAUAAUUGGAUGUGAAAAGUGCAAUUACCACGGCAAAUGUAUUACAACGUCGCUGGAUAAAGUUUCGAAGAUAACAACGGUGUGCCAGUGCUUGCCUUGGUAUGCAGGAACGAGGUGCCAACUAAAUCUUAAGAUACUCUUGAUCUGCCUGAUUGCCAUAGGCGCAGUGCUGUUUAUUUUGCUACUGUUUUGCAUAUUGAUUAUACACGCAAAACGAAAGAGAGAGUGCGCUUCCGCAAAUUCCACAUUUAUGACAGCAUCAAAUAUAUAUCCCAGUGUACUGAAAUCAUCUGGAAAAUCGAGACUAGUUGAAUAUAUACUUGAUUCUCAUAGCGAAUCAAGUUAUAACUCAGGAUCUGUUUUGUAUAAGAAAGGCCAAGGGGUGAAAAAGUCGAAGAUGAAACCGAAAGCAAUUCAAAAAGAAAAUUCAGCCUACAAAUACAAAGUCACUUCAACCCGGAACAUGUAUGACGUACUUGAUUUAAGCGAUCCAAUUGAAGAACCAGAUUUUCCAUCACUUAACAUGGAGAAAGGUGUUGCUGAAGCUGAUACAGACCAAGAUCGUUCUCUUACCUUUAUGAUACCACGUGCUAAAUUCCACCAACCGUAUAUUUUAAAGCAUUCCCAACUGAAUAAUAAUCUAUCCAUGGAAAAUAAAGAAGCACAGAGAGAUUUACAUAAAAAGGGGGAAUUGGAAUAUCGAUCUGUUUUUAUCGACACGUCAAAACAGCUUAUAAAAACAGUUGAGUGUUCCGCUCAGGAAUGCAUCACACACACUAGUGCACUAGUUUCCGCUGGCUAUGAAGUAUCUGCCAUUGUAAACGAUCCCAACGUCGUAUCAGCCAUGAAUGUCGAAAUUGAAUCACACAAAAAUGUAAAAGUAGAUUCUGAAUCAAAUGGUGCGCGUUCGUUUGACGAAACAACAGUCGCAGCUGUAACUGCCCCUGUACAUUUUAAAUUAGGCAUGCAGAUCGAGAGCCAUAAAAAUGAGGAAGUGAAUACAAUGGCUGAACGAGAUUUGGGCUCAACCUUUUUGCUGCCACAUACGCAUCUAUACAAGCCCGUGAAGAUACCUAGCGAAUUUUCUGGAUUUGAUUCUGUGUAAAUGCUGGGACACCUUUAAAAGAAUAAAGAAAAAUAAAGAAAAUUGGACAUACAUAAGUUUUUUCCAUGCCAGCUCUAUGAUAUAAUGGUCAUCCCAAUACCUCCCAUGAUGUGCAGCCGACGAAACAGGGGGGACGAAACGUACUGGUGGACACCUUUUAAAAUUUGGGAUCAGUCAAAAACAAUAGAAACACUCCGGCCAAUGAGAUCAACUGGCCGAUUUAGCACAGAUCGGUAAAAGUUUUCUUCGCAAAAACCAAGGCGGAAGAUCAGGGGAUUUUUAUUAGUUGGCGCAAUCACUGCAAUUGUUCUAUCAGUAGAUG